Molecule: messenger RNA, 783 nt
Organism: Funneliformis caledonium
Lineage: Eukaryota; Fungi; Glomeromycota; Glomeromycetes; Glomerales; Glomeraceae
Source: the annotation of a GenBank genome assembly
AUGGUUGAAUCUCAAACACGCGAAGAUUACGUUUACCUCGCCAAGCUCGCUGAGCAGGCUGAGCGUUAUGAAGAAAUGGUCGAAAACAUGAAACAAGUCGCUUCUGCUGAUCAAGAACUAACUGUUGAAGAACGCAAUCUCUUGUCCGUUGCCUACAAAAACGUAAUUGGAGCCCGAAGAGCCUCUUGGCGAAUUGUCUCCUCAAUCGAACAAAAAGAAGAAUCUAAAGGGAACGAGACUCAGGUUGGCUUCAUCAAAGAAUAUCGUUCAAAGAUCGAAGAAGAAUUGACCAAAAUAUGUGAUGAUAUCUUGGAGGUACUGGACAAUCACUUAAUUCCUUCAGCUGCUACCGGUGAAUCUAAAGUAUUUUACCAUAAAAUGAAAGGUGACUAUCAUAGAUAUCUCGCAGAAUUUGCUACUGGUGAUAGGAGAAGUCAAUCUGCAGACAAAUCCUUGGAUGCGUAUAAAGCUGCUAGUGAAGUCGCAGUCACUGAACUUGCUCCAACUCAUCCGAUUCGAUUGGGGUUGGCCUUGAAUUUUUCAGUUUUUUAUUAUGAAAUUUUGAAUUCUCCUGAUAAAGCCUGUCAUUUGGCCAAACAAGCAUUUGAUGAUGCUAUUGCCGAAUUAGACACUCUUUCUGAAGAAAGCUAUAAAGACUCAACAUUAAUUAUGCAGCUAUUGAGAGAUAAUUUGACACUUUGGACGUCAGAUAUGCAGGACAGCACUGAAAAGACCGAAGCUCCGAAAGAAGAAGAGACCACUGAGCCAAAAGAAGAAGCUUAA